Molecule: messenger RNA, 1809 nt
Organism: Penicillium oxalicum
Lineage: Eukaryota; Fungi; Ascomycota; Eurotiomycetes; Eurotiales; Aspergillaceae
Exons: 4
Coding region: 1-1809 (602 amino acids)
Source: RefSeq, a predicted model, not a curated record
AUGAGCGCCCGCGAAGAUACCGUCCUCCCUCCCAUUAAUCCCUCCAUCACUGACGAGAAUGACUGGCCCGACUUUGACUUGGUGGAUGUCAAAGUCCUCCGGCCCGGGAAGAUGCUUUAUGCCAAUCUUCUCGAUGCCACCGAGCAAAAUCCGGUCCAGGUGAUCGGCUGCCUGGAGCUGAGAGAGGACCAAACACACCUACUACUUGACCCGGCAACUGCCUCAAAGCGCGUGAUUAUCGAUGAUGUUACGCAUUACGCAUACGGACAGACCGAGGACCGGAGCAUCGAGCUCUGGGUGGCCGGCAAAGCUGGCUGGUACAACAUUUCACCAGCCAAGGGCUACGUUCCUACUUUCAAUCGGAUGGUUCAAGCGGUCGAUAUGCUCUAUUUUUUGACGGAUCAGCACCAGCAUGGCAAGAGACAGCUCAAUCCUUCUUUCAGAAACCUCUGCGAACAGUAUGUCUUUCACACGCACGGCGACUGUGAGACCCGAGAGCAGUCUGCGGAAGUUUUUGCGGAACAUGCGCCAUUUCUCCUUCGACGCAUGAUCGAAGACGAUGACGCCGAUGGCGUGGAAUGGAAAAGGACCAACGUCUUCGUACACUUACGUCGCCAGUUUAGUGAAAUCUACCAUCAACUUAUGGAAGAGCGGUCCCACGAGUCUACAGACGACUCGGAGCAGACUGAAACCGGAGCCUCGACACCACGGCACGAUCCAGCAACGAUUGCCAGAUCACAGGUCGAAUCCAUUUACUCGAUGUUGAAGGAUUUGAGAGAUGAAGGACACCUAGCAAAGCGACGACUGCACCUGGACCUGCUGACGGAACGCUUGGCUGAUCGAUACUCUUUAAGUCGGGAGAAUGCGAGCAACGUCAUUGCCGCCAGAGCUACGGCGGUCAUUGAGCGGAUGGAUGAAGAAGACUCUCCGGGCUUUCGUUGGUCUCGCUACGUGAUUCAUCGCGAGCUAACGAAUGCUGCCACGCAGGACACUUUGCUUCCGCACGAGCUCCAGCUGAAUCCUCUACAGCCACUUGAGGACUCUAGCGAUGACGAGGGACUGAGACACACUCAAAAGUCUGUUCUACGCCCUAAGACUAAUUCUGUGGUGUCGGGAAAAUUGACUGGAAAACGACACCGUAACUCUGUCCUCAACAAAGAUGUCAUCAUGGCCUCUAACCAUGAGACCAACGGCGAUGAAGAUAUAGAAGGUCCGGAAGAUGUCGAUACUCCCAGCAAGGUUCGCGGCCACGAGUUGAUCAGAACACCCUUUUCAAAUGCCGAGUCUCGAGGUCGCUCUCUGCUUUCCAAUUCCGGAUCCGGUGCCUCCUCACUCCUAAGAAGCGUGCUCUCCUCGGAACAUUAUCACACACCGUCUUUACCUUCUAAGAAAAGCGAACAAUUGUCUUCCACGCAUCCACUUGCCGAACUGAACAAAAUCUCGGAGGUCUGGUCAUGUCAGAUGCCAGGAUGUUCCAAAACCAUAUCCGCCAAGGGUGAGCAGCGCCAGAAAGAAAUUGAAGCUCAUGCCACCGAACACGACUGGGAGGCGCAAAUGCGGAUCGAGGUGAUAGAGGCGGAGCGACGUAUGCACACCACGAUGCCUGUCAGCAAUCUGAUGCAAUAUCUCCUGAAUCAGCACACUGCUCAGAUGCGUUCUGCGUUUCCCGAGAAAUAUCCUCCGCAAACCGCUGGAGACGAAGAGAAAGAACAAGCACAGGCUGCUGGCGAGAGCGAUUGUGAGAAACAGGCCUCACAGUCUAAUGGGCAACAUCACGCAAACGAGAGCCAUGAAAAAAUGACCACCUAA